Messenger RNA from Candida dubliniensis CD36, 963 nucleotides. RefSeq names its product ribose phosphate diphosphokinase subunit (gene PRS1). Gene Ontology annotation, molecular function: ribose phosphate diphosphokinase activity; magnesium ion binding. Gene Ontology annotation, cellular component: cytoplasm; ribose phosphate diphosphokinase complex. The transcript has a single exon. The coding region runs from base 1 to 963 and encodes 320 amino acids. Gene Ontology annotation, biological process: ribonucleoside monophosphate biosynthetic process; 5-phosphoribose 1-diphosphate biosynthetic process; regulation of cell size. The record is from RefSeq and is a predicted model, not a curated record. NCBI's taxonomy places the organism in Eukaryota, Fungi, Ascomycota, Pichiomycetes, Serinales, Debaryomycetaceae.
AUGUCUACCAAUUCCAUAAAAUUAUUAGUAAGUGAUGUGCAUAGAAGUUUAGCUGAACUUGUAUCCAAACGAUUAGGGUUACGUCUUACUCCUAGUGAAUUGAAAAGAGAAUCGACUGGUGAGGUACAAUUUUCGAUUGGAGAAUCAGUCCGUGAUGAAGACAUAUUUAUCAUUUGUCAAAUUGGUUCUGGUGAAGUUAAUGAUAGAGUUUUUGAGUUGAUGAUUAUGAUUAAUGCUUGUAAGACGGCGAGCGCUAGAAGAAUCACUGUGAUUUUGCCUAAUUUCCCUUAUGCUAGACAAGAUAGAAAAGAUAAAUCAAGAGCACCAAUUACAGCUAAAUUGAUGGCAGAUAUGUUAACUACUGCUGGUUGUGACCAUGUUAUUACCAUGGACUUACAUGCUUCACAAAUCCAAGGAUUUUUCGACGUUCCAGUAGAUAACUUGUACGCCGAACCUAGUGUUGUUAGAUACAUCAAGGAAACUAUUGAUUAUAGUGAAGCUAUAAUCAUAUCCCCUGAUGCAGGUGGUGCCAAGAGAGCUGCUGGGUUGGCCGAUAGACUUGAUUUAAAUUUUGCCUUAAUCCAUAAAGAAAGAGCUAGAGCCAAUGAAGUAUCUCGAAUGGUGUUAGUUGGUGAUGUCACUGAUAAGAUUUGUGUGAUUGUUGAUGAUAUGGCAGAUACCUGUGGUACUUUAGCUAAAGCUGCCGAAGUUUUGUUAGAUAAUAAUGCUAAAGAUGUCAUUGCCAUUGUAACUCAUGGUAUAUUAUCCGGGAAUGCAAUUAAAAACAUCAAUAAUUCGAAAUUGAAAAAAGUUGUGUGCACCAACACUGUUCCGUUCGAAGACAAAUUGAAACUUUGUCCUAAAUUGGAUACAAUUGAUAUUUCUGCAGUUAUUGCUGAAUCUAUCAGAAGACUACACAAUGGUGAGAGUAUUUCUUAUUUAUUUAAGAAUGCUCCUUUGUAA